UACACGAAAAUGAAGACUGCCACCAAUAUCUAUAUUUUCAAUCUUGCAUUGGCAGAUGCACUAGCAACGAGUACUCUGCCAUUCCAGAGUGUGAAUUACUUGAUGGGAACAUGGCCAUUUGGUACCAUCCUUUGUAAGAUUGUUAUAUCCAUAGACUACUACAAUAUGUUCACCAGUAUCUUUACACUCUGCACCAUGAGUGUGGAUCGCUACGUAGCUGUUUGCCACCCAGUUAAGGCCCUUGAUUUCCGUACCCCCAGAAAUGCCAAAAUUGUCAAUGUCUGCAACUGGAUUCUUUCUUCUGCCAUUGGCCUCCCAGUUAUGUUCAUGGCAACUACUAAAUACAGGCAUGGCUCUAUUGACUGCACACUUACGUUCUCACACCCUGCGUGGUACUGGGAGAACCUCCUGAAAAUCUGUGUGUUCAUCUUUGCCUUCAUCAUGCCAGUCCUGAUCAUUACUGUGUGCUAUGGGCUGAUGAUUUUACGCCUGAAGAGCGUUCGCAUGUUAUCUGGCUCCAAAGAGAAGGACAGGAACCUGAGGAGAAUCACAAGGAUGGUUCUUGUAGUGGUGGCGGUGUUUAUUGUCUGCUGGACUCCCAUUCAUAUUUAUGUCAUCAUUAAAGCCCUGGUCAACAUCCCAGAAACUACUUUCCAGACUGUCUCCUGGCACUUCUGUAUUGCUCUAGGGUAUACAAAUAGCUGCCUUAAUCCAGUCCUUUACGCAUUUCUAGAUGAGAAUUUCAAAAGGUGUUUCAGAGAGUUCUGCAUCCCCACUUCCUCAACCAUUGAGCAGCAAAACUCCACCCGAGUCCGACAAAACACUCGUGACCAUGCUUCCACUGCCAACACUGUGGACAGGACUAACCAUCAGUUGGAACUUCAAGAAGCUGAAACUACUCCACUGCCGUGACAGUGUCUCCUGCUGCAUAGCUCUCAAAGCAAUUGCACACCAGUGCCACAGUCUGUCUGGGCUGUAUGCUGUGGGAGUGUGUAGGAUACACCUUCCCUCAAAAAAAAUACCACAGAGGAAAGUGCCUGCUUUUCCACUCUUGUCAAAAAUUGCUUCUGCAGCACUUCUACACUGCGCAUAACACAGAAGCAUGAAACUUAACAGCAAGCAGAGCCAAGGGAUAUGGGGGCUUGCCAAGCUCCAGUGUUCAAAACAGUCAUGUUUACCAGGAAUAUGUACAUCAGGCUAAAAGAAAGCUACUGUACCUGUAGCGAUCUGACAUGAUCUUGACAAGUUACAGUCUUAAAUAGGUUGGAAACAAAAAUUCAAAGGCUAGACAACUAUCAUUUGAAAAACGAAGGUGAGCUUUUAAUGAUGGGAAAUAAUGGGAAAUGAAGUUGUAAUACUCUUGGAUGCUCGGUUUACUCUUAAAAUUUAUUUGUAGAUGUGUUUUCUGUGCAGGUUAUUUGUGUGCUGAAGUCUCACAAGGUCAUCUAGAACAUUUGCAGUUCAAGAGGUCUUCUCUUACAAGGAUUGCAUGUUCCACAAUUUCAAAGGGAAAAUAUUUCUUUCAGGGUUCAUGUAAACAAAACUCCAAGCUUCACCUUCUGCUCCUGUUUCUCACAUAAAAAUUAGACUUUAGAAUCCAAACAAUAACCCACCACUUCAUCUAAAAGAGAUUAAUAAAUGGAAGUAUUCCAUGUUGUACUGAUUGUCAAAUGAUCCCCAAAACAGCAUAGAUGCUAUUAACAUAAAUUCGUAUGUGAAUAGAAACCUAGCUAUAAGCCUGUCAGAGCUAGCACAGGCUGAUGACUUCUCUGUCAAGUAGUUUCUCAAAUUUCACCUGCCCUGUCAGCAACAUUUUGAAUUUGUAAGUCAUUGACAGUCCCUGUAUGAAGUGCUUGGAGCAGUUAAUGCAUUAGACCUUUUUUAAGAAUAACAAAAAAAAAAAAAGUUACAUUUUGUUAGACAUCUAUUUUUUUCUUAACCAAAUCCAUAAUAUGUUUACUUUUCUAACUAAUGUAAUACAGUCUGCAUCUCCAUUUUGUAUUAGCUAAAACACAUUAAGAUUUAUGACAGAAGCAUUGUAAAUGCCACCUUAGCUGUUUUCUAGUAUGAAAAAUAGAAAUAUCCAUGUAGGUAAUUUGUGGUGCAAUGGUAUUUUCUAGCCAUUGUUUGUUAUUUGCUUUGUAAAUAAGUCAUCAGUAGUUAACCAUGGGAAAAUGUACUUUGAUGAAUUUAAGUGUAUUCUAAAAUACAGCUCUAUGGAGCAGGGGGUUUUUUUUGUUUUUUUUUAUUUCUGCAGCCAAAAUGUAUUUCUUCUUUUCAUUGUUAAAAUCUAUGUAGCAAUAUGCUUUUAAUGUGAAAUUGUUUGUUUCUGCAAUGGACUGUGUAAUAAAAAUUGAAGGCCAAAUCCUUACAAGUUGUAAAUUAAAGUAAUAUUUGAGUUUCAUCACUUACAGCUAAAUCUGUAGCCCUAUAUAUAAGCA
Messenger RNA from Athene cunicularia (burrowing owl), 2441 nucleotides. It is a transcript of the gene OPRM1, whose product is annotated as opioid receptor mu 1. NCBI's taxonomy places the organism in Eukaryota, Metazoa, Chordata, Aves, Strigiformes, Strigidae. Bases 10 to 912 code for a protein of 300 amino acids. Gene Ontology annotation, cellular component: neuron projection; membrane. The record is from RefSeq and is a predicted model, not a curated record. The transcript is spliced from 3 exons. Gene Ontology annotation, biological process: G protein-coupled opioid receptor signaling pathway; neuropeptide signaling pathway; sensory perception of pain. Gene Ontology annotation, molecular function: G-protein beta-subunit binding; beta-endorphin receptor activity; G-protein alpha-subunit binding.